CGGCAAGACGGAGUUGUGAUCCACGUCGUCCAUGGCAAGACCAAUCAAUCGGAUAUCGGCCAAAGUUAUUUCCGUUCGGCGGGAUCAACUUGCACGGACCACAUCAGCCUAAAGGAUCCGAUCACCACAGGUAGUUACGAUACGUACCUCAUCGUAAAACAACAAGCUAUCGCGAACCGCGACGACGACCCGUGGGGAACGGCUUUGCGGUCUCGAGACUGUCCUUCCCGUAUGGGUCAUUCCAAUCGUCCCAAGAUGCGUUGAGUUGUUGCAUGUACAUACACUCUCCCACAUAAGGCAUCCUGCGCGGCUGUGCCGAUCGGAAGCCGGAACUGCUCUCAUCCCCCGAUGUCAUCCUUUCAUUUCUGAGCACCAUGGAACCGGAUAACACCCACCUCGAGUCUGGGGCGCGCGCAAUGCAGGAAUUGGGGGCCUUGGCUUGUGUCACCUGCCGCUCCCGCAAACUGAAGUGUGAUCGAGUAAAGCCGGCCUGCGGCCGCUGCUUGAAGGCGAACGGGGACUGCGUGUAUCCCGAGUCGAGGAGAAAACCGGCCGCUAAACGUAGAAAUGUCCGGGAACUGGAGGAGAGGUUAGCACAAGUCGAAGGUCUCCUCAGGGAGUCCGGCACAUCCACCACCGCUGGUCCUCCCAAUGCUGGGCGCGGAGGCCCAUCGUUCGGGCGUCAUGAUGGCUUCCCGGCUGACGUGGAAAGCCUACUAGCAGGGGAAGUUGGGCCUCCAGGAGUCCGUCCGGCGUCAGACGGGACGACACCCGAGCUGCCCGUUAUGCCCGAUGGUCACCCGCAAAGUGAUUUCUCGAACAUCGCGUUCACGGCGUCCGCGUCUCCCGGGGAAAUCAUAGGCCUCGGUCAGUUCGAGUUCCUUCCCCCUGUGGAACUGAUGGAAGAUUUGAACAACACCUAUUUCCAACGACAACACCAGUUCUUCCCCAUCGUUCACCCUGGUCGGUACUUCCAAUCGUUCUACUCGGUGCCGCACAUGCGACCCCCGAUGUGUCUCCAAUAUGCCAUCUGGGCCCUCGCAUCCAAUGGACACGAGAAGUACUCUCGAUAUCACGACGUUUUCUACAAACGAGCUCGGCAAUACGCAGAUGCAGAUGAGCUGCGCGACACUGGUGAACAUUUUGUGAGAGUGUCCCAUGCCCAGGCGUGGGCGCUGAUCGCCACAGACGAAGCGCGCAGCAUGCUUUUUACCCGAGCCGCCAUGAGUUCGGCAAAGGCGAUACGACUGGUUCAGAUGAUGGGCCUCCACCGAAUAGAUGGCGAUGGCCAUGAGAUGGCUCCGACUUUGGCGCCGCCUAAGGACUGGACGGAGGUCGAGGAACGCCGAAGGGCUUUCUGGGGUGUCUUCUCUAUUGACACACAUGCCAGUCUCUCAACGGGUUGGCCAACGCUGAUCAACCCAGCCGAUAUUACCACCACCCUCCCCGCGUCAGAGGAAGCUUUCAACGAGGGCAGGGACGAGAAGACGUGCACCCUCCCGGAAGCGAUCAAGGGAGCGUCGUACUCUACGUUUGGGGGGACCAUACUUCUCUGCCACAUAUACAACGAAAUCCUCGCCCACGUUCAUCGCUCCAAACCAAACGCGCACCCAGAAGACGUGCAGUACGGCGAGUUUUGGAAGAAGCACCGAGAGCUGGAUAAUAUGCUCUCCAGCACGUUCAUGUUCCUGCCCCCUGCGUUUCGGUCUCCUCAGAACCUCAGGAAUCCUCCGGCCGUACAUGCCAAUCUGAACCUCCACGCGUCCGUCAUCUGCCUUCAUCAUGCCGCGAUAGAGAAGAUCGACACCUAUAAUCUCCCUGAAUCCUUGCGCGUCGCCUCGAAACUCCGCCUACGGAUGGCGGCUGAGGAAAUUGUCAACAUUAUUCGACUGAGCAGCCACAAUAUUAGCUCCGGAUAUAAAAGCCCGCUUGCCGCGUUGUCGAUGUAUUGCGCCGCUUCGGUAUACGUGUACAUUGCGAAGCUAGACCCGCAGGCGGGCCUCGCCGAUUCCGACAUGAGCAACCUAGAGCUCAUCUUUCAGGCGAUGGAAGCUAUUUCCCGAACGCACUUUAUAACACGAAGCUUCCUUCAGCAGCUCUGUGCCGAUGUUGAGCAAAACGGUCUGAGUUCCGUCAUUCGCUUGCCCAGCCUAGCCGAGUACCGCAACCCUUUCGGUUGGCCGUCGUCCAAUAUUCCUCUUUUAGCUAGGAAUCAUCUCUCAAAGCACACCGACAUCCAGACGCCAUUACCAGGGAGGUUGCCACUCGAAGUUCAGACUAGCGCUUACGAACCGUCUCCCCCUCGGAGGCAGCAGAAAGUGGAUGCCAACAACAGUCGAGAUGGUCACGGCGGAGUUGCCACAAACUCCAACAUGUCGAAUAAGCGGAAACGGGUGUCGCCGGCGCCAGAUGCUCCGGAUAGGGCGACGGGCUACAGAGAACGUUCGUUUGACUACGUGUCGUCUGCCGCAUUGAUGCAGGCUCGGAACAAGAACGAUUCCGGAGGCCGCGGGGCGUAUGGCGGCGGCGGACUGCUAAGGGCUACGGGGACGACGCCGAUGACCAGCAACAGCCAGGCUGUCGACUUGCCACACCGCAGAAAUCUGGCAGCAGCAUCGUCUUCAGUUUUAUCCAAUGGCGGCGACAACACAACCUCGUGCACCCCGACGGGAAACAGUAAUGACUUUCGGGAAAAACACCACAGGACAUCACAGAACGACCAGGAACGACACUCCAGGGAUGGCGCGGGCAGUCGAUUAGGGACCGGGGGUGUGGGCUUUGACAUGCCAAGUAACUAUGCAUCAUACACGCAAAACGCAGGCCUAUUCAACCAAACAAGGUUUGUUGUUGACGCCUCGACAGGUCUUGAACCAUGGCCUCUCCCGACGCCGUCAAACAACGACAUUGCGUGGCCGACGGGAAACGAAACGGGUCAUGGUCCCAAUUACUAGGGUACACCGAAUACGACCAAAACCCCAAGCGCAAGCUCAUCGGGGGAUUCUCAUACUUUCGAGGUGGUACGAAUCCGGGGAUGGCUCUUGCGACUGAGACGUGGAGCUCUCCAUGUUUCAGAACGGAGAGUUCGGGGGGGGACGUGGGUCUACAGAUACGGAUUCUUCGCU
Sodiomyces alkalinus F11 is the source of this 3122-nucleotide messenger RNA. RefSeq lists its product as hypothetical. Gene Ontology annotation, biological process: DNA-templated transcription; regulation of DNA-templated transcription. The record is from RefSeq and is a predicted model, not a curated record. Lineage: Eukaryota; Fungi; Ascomycota; Sordariomycetes; Glomerellales; Plectosphaerellaceae. The coding region runs from base 375 to 2951 and encodes 858 amino acids. Gene Ontology annotation, cellular component: nucleus. Gene Ontology annotation, molecular function: DNA binding; zinc ion binding; DNA-binding transcription factor activity, RNA polymerase II-specific. The transcript is spliced from 6 exons.